Colletotrichum higginsianum IMI 349063 is the source of this 1035-nucleotide messenger RNA. RefSeq names its product HIT zinc finger. Lineage: Eukaryota; Fungi; Ascomycota; Sordariomycetes; Glomerellales; Glomerellaceae. The coding region runs from base 1 to 1035 and encodes 344 amino acids. The record is from RefSeq and is a predicted model, not a curated record. The transcript has 2 exons.
AUGUCGAUUUCUGACGAGACCGCCGCCGCCGCCGCAACAUCUUCCAACUCGGCCAUGCCCCCUCGAUCCCCCAAACGCUCACAUGCCGACCUCGACGAGCCGGUCGAAUCGGCCAGCAAGCGCUCUCGCGCUGCGAGCCCCUCAGACGACGAGGCUAAGACCCGCGCCACGACGGCUGCCAUGGCGAAUGCUUCUUUGACGGGCGAGGAGGAGGAAACGCGGGGUGGCGCGAUGGAUAUCGCGGCGGAAGGGCAACGUGCUGCUCCCGCAACAGAAACCGCAGCAGAGAGUGUAGCAACAGCCCCAGAAUCACAACCCUCAACAAAGGAAACCCACGACGGCGGCCCCGAAACAACAACAUCGACGACGACAACGGCGACGAUAGGGACAGCGCCGAGGAGCAAAAUGUGCGGCGUGUGUAACGAGAAGGAGGGAAAGUACAAGUGCACGCGCUGCGUCUUGCCGUUCUGUUCCGUCUCGUGUAAUAAGAUCCACCGCGAAAACCACCCUCCAGACCCUGAACCGUCCGCUGCUGCCGCCGCCGCGAACCCCUCCAACGCUAGCGACCUUGCUCUUGAACCCCCUCCGUCCGGCGUGCCGAAGCCGUCCCACGACCCCAGGAACCCGUUCAGCGUCCUUGACGACUCGGACCAGCUCCGAUACCUCUUUCGGCGAUAUCCGGGCCUGCAAGCGCGGCUGCUCGAGAUCAUAGCUGCCACCGAGCCGCCGCCCGAGAUGCAGUCCACGGGGGGCAGCCUCAACGACAUGAUGAAGGCGCGGGCGAUGGCGGCCGCGAACCCCAAAAAAGAGCAGUGGACGCACGACGUCGGCAUCCGCAAUGGCAAGAAGGCCCUGCACAAGGCGAGAAACGCGUCGGGCGAAGAUGGCGAGGGCGUGCGAGAAUACAUCGAGCUAAUCAAUCACCUCAUGUCAGAGGCGAGUGCGGCCGCCGAGGCGGAGGAGGUGAUCCGAAAACAGGCCGCCGAGAAGGAUGCGGAGCUCAUCAGGCGUCUGAUGACGGAGGAUCGAGGCUGA